Salvia hispanica is the source of this 808-nucleotide messenger RNA. RefSeq names its product pectinesterase inhibitor 10-like. The record is from RefSeq and is a predicted model, not a curated record. Gene Ontology annotation, biological process: negative regulation of catalytic activity. Gene Ontology annotation, molecular function: enzyme inhibitor activity. Lineage: Eukaryota; Viridiplantae; Streptophyta; Magnoliopsida; Lamiales; Lamiaceae.
CAUGUUGGUAAAGAACAAAUGUCAAUAUAUUCACAAGAAGACAUAACCAUGUAUAUAUAGUGCCAAAAUCCCUGGAUAAUAAAAUAUCCAUUUCUUCACACUCCUAGCUAGAUAGUUUUAUCAACAAUGAAGACAUCGCAUCUUCUUCUUCACAAAAAUCUAAUUCUUGUAUUUCUAUGCGUCUUCUAUUCAAUCCCGACAACAUCGUGCUCAGCGCACCCGGCUUCCAUAUACGUGACGAACUCAUGCAAAACGACGCUGUACCCAAGAUUAUGCAACAAAGCUCUGACCAAGCACGCGGGGAAGAUCAAGGGCAGCCCGAAGCUCCUAGCCAUGACGGCCCUCAUCGCGACGUACAACGCCACGCAGACGACUUCCAAGGUGCUGAGAGAGCUGCGGCGGGCGAGCGAGUGUGUGGAGAUGGUGGGAGAUGCGGUGUACGAGCUGCACCAGUCGAUUAAACGGCUGGAUCAGUCUCGAAAAGGGAGUCGUCAGUUCUUCGGACAAAUGGAUGAUGUCCAAACAUGGGUAAGUGCAGCUUUGACGGAUGAUGAUACUUGCAUGGAUGAUUUCAAGGCCGUGGGAAGAAGACAAGUUUUGGCAAGAGGAUUUGUUUACACAGUUGCGCGUUUGACGAGUAUUUCUCUAACCUUCAUCAAUAAUUAUGCUUCUCUCUAAUUAAUGUAUAUUCUAUUCAAAUAUAUGUAUUCCAUCUCAUGUACUGUAUAUUCUUUUACAAGAAUGUUGUUUGAAUACUUGUAGUAUUAUUAUGUUUCAAAUGUGGAUUUGGAUUUUGAUUUGGGUGUGA